AUGACGAACCGGACUGUGGAGGAGAUUUACCAAAAGAAGACGCAGCAUGAGCACAUCUUGGCCCGUCCUGACAUGUACAUUGGCACAAUUGAGCCCGUCACCGAUGACAUGUGGAUCUACGACGAGGCGGAGAGCGUCAUGAAGCUGCGAAAGUGCACCUGGACGCCCGGGCUCUACAAAAUCUUUGACGAGAUUCUCGUCAAUGCCGCCGACAACAAGGUGCGGGACCCGCUCGGUCAGACGGUGAUUAAGGUCUGGAUAGACGCCGAGCGGGGGAUGGUGCGGGUGUACAACAACGGCGAGGGCAUCCCUGUGCAGCGGCACCGCGAGCACAACUUGUGGGUGCCGGAGAUGAUUUUCGGCUACCUGCUGACGUCCUCCAACUACGACGACAGCGAGGCGAAGGUCACCGGGGGUCGCAACGGCUUUGGGGCGAAGCUCACCAACGUCUUUUCCUCCCGCUUUGAGGUGGAGACGGUGCACAGCCGCUCCCGCAAGAAGUUCUUCAUGCGGUGGCGGAACAACAUGCUGGAGUCGGAGGAGCCCGUCAUCACCGCGUGCGACGGGGCGGACUACACCGUCGUGACCUUCUACCCCGACUUCGCGAAGUUCAACCUGCAGGGCUUCGGCGAGGACAUGGUGCACAUGAUGCGGCGCCGCGUCUACGACGUGGCGGGCUGCACAGACAAGUCGCUGCGCUGCUACCUCAACGACACGAAGAUAGCCUGCUCCUCCUUUCUCGAGUACGUCGACCUCUACCCCAUGAUGGGCGAGGAGCGGAAGACGGCGAGCUACGCCCGCGUGAAUGACCGCUGGGAGGUGUGCGUGCGGGUGUCAAACAUCGGCUUCCAGCAGGUGAGCUUCGUCAACUCCAUCGCCACCACGCGGGGCGGCACCCACGUGCGGUAUAUCACCGACCAAGUCAUUGCGAAGGUGACGGAGCAGGCGAAGCGCAAGAGCAAGACGGAGGUGAAGCCGCACAUGAUUCGGCCCCACCUCUUCGUCUUUAUCAACUGCCUCGUGGAGAACCCCGGCUUUGACUCGCAGACGAAGGAGACGCUGAACACCCCUCGGGCCCGCUUUGGCUCCACCUGCGAACUCCCCCCCUCCAUGAUUGACUGCAUCCUGAAGUCGAGUGUGGUGGAGCGGGCGGUGGAGAUGGCGAACAGCAAGCUGACGCGUGAAAUAUCCUCUAAGCUGCGCAACGCCGACCGCAAGCAGAUCCUGGGCAUUCCCAAGCUGGACGACGCCAAUGAGGCGGGCGGAAAGCACGGCCACCGUUGCACCCUCAUCCUCACCGAGGGCGACUCUGCCAAGGCGCUUUGCACGGCCGGACUCGCCGUCAAGGACCGCGACUACUUUGGCGUCUUUCCGUUGCGUGGGAAACCCCUCAACGUGCGUGACGCCACACUGAAGAAAGUCAUGGCGUGUGCGGAGUUUCAGGCGAUCAGUAAGAUUAUGGGACUUGAUAUUUCCAAAAGGCACGACAGUGUGGAGGGACUUCGCUACGGGCACCUGAUGAUUAUGUCCGACCAGGAUCAUGAUGGUUCCCACAUCAAGGGGCUCAUUAUCAACAUGAUUCACCACUACUGGCCGGGUUUACUGAAGGCGCCUGGGUUUCUGCAGCAGUUCAUCACGCCGAUUGUCAAGGCGCGUAGGAAAGGACGCGGCGACGGCGACGACCGCGCCGUUUCUUUCUUCUCCAUGCCAGACUACUUUGAGUGGAAGAACGCCAUUGGCGACGGCAUCAGGAACUACGAGAUACGGUACUACAAGGGUCUGGGUACCUCCGGCGCGAAGGAGGGACGCGAGUACUUUGAGAACAUCGAUCGUCACCGCCUCGACUUUGUGCGCGAGGACGCGAGCGAUGAGGCCCGCAUUGUCAUGGCCUUCGCGAAGGAUAAGGUGGAGGAGCGCAAGCACUGGAUCACGCAAUUUAAGGCGAACACCAACGUGAAUGAGUCGAUGAACUACAACGUCCGGACUGUGCGGUACUCGGAGUUCGUGGACAAGGAGCUGAUUCUCUUCUCGGUGGCCGACUGCGAGCGCUCCAUCCCGAGCGUGAUUGACGGCCUGAAGCCCGGCCAGCGCAAGAUUCUCUUUUCCUCGUUUAAGCGCAACCUCACCCGGUCCAUCAAGGUGGUGCAGCUCGCCGGUUACGUCUCUGAGCACGCGGCGUACCACCACGGGGAGCAGUCGCUGGUGCAGACCAUCGUUGGGCUCGCCCAGGACUUUGUGGGCGCCAACAACGUUCCACUGCUGCAGCAGGACGGUCAGUUUGGUACCAGGCUCCAGGGCGGCAAGGACCACGCCGCGGGGCGUUACAUCUUCACUCGCCUCACAGACCUGGCGCGCUGCAUUUACCACGCCUCGGACGACUUUGUCGUCGACUACAAGGACGACGACGGCCUCUCCGUGGAGCCGUUUUACUACGUCCCGGUGAUCCCCAUGGUGCUGGUGAACGGCACCUCCGGCAUCGGGACGGGGUUUGCGACGAACAUCCCCAACUACUCCCCUCUUGACGUCAUCGACAACUUGAUGCGGCUGCUGCGGGGGGAGGAGGUGCGGCCGAUGAAGCCGUGGUACUUUGGCUUCACCGGCACCAUUGAGGAGAGGGAAAAGGGGAAGUUUGUCUCCCUGGGCUGUGCCACCGUGCGGCCGGACGGCGUUGUGCACAUCACCGAGCUGCCCAUUGGGACCUGGACGCAGGCGUACAAGAAGUUUCUGGAGGAGCUGCGUGAGAAGGAGGUGGUGGUGCAGUACCGCGAGCACAACACCGACGUGACGGUGGACUUCGAGGUCUUUCUGCACCCCGAGGUGCUCCGGCAGUGGGUGGCGCAGGGCUGCGUGGAGGAGAAGCUGCAGCUGCGUGAGUACAUCCACGCGACGAACAUCAUCGCCUUCGACAGGGAGGGGCAGAUCACAAAGUACUUCGACGCGGAGGCGGUGUUAAAGGAGUUUUAUUUGGUGCGCCUCGAGUACUACGCGAAGCGGCGGGACUUUUUGAUCGGUGACCUGCGCGCCGUCGCGUCCAAGCUGGAGAACAUGGUUCGCUUCGUGACGGAGGUGGUGGACGGCCGCCUCGUCGUCACGCGGCGGCGCAAGCGGGAGCUGCUGGAGGAGUUGCGUCAGCGCGGCUACGCCCCGUUUCCGCCGCACCAAAAGAAGAAGAUGAGCUCCACCACAAUUCAACAGGAAGAGGGCGCGGAGGACGCCACCUCCGAGGACGUCCUUCUCAUGCUGCAGCCCGCGCUGGAUGCGGAGGGGGACGCGGACGGCGGCGAGGCCCCCGAAGUGCGGCAGGCCGCGCGGGACUACGACUAUUUGCUGGGCAUGCGGCUCUGGAGCUUGACGGCGGAGAUGAUUGCGCGGCUGCAGGCGCAGCUGCAGAAGGCGCGCGACGAACUCGCCACGCUGGAGAAGCGAACGCCGAAGGAUUUGUGGGUGGCGGACCUCAACCAGCUACGCCCGCGCAUUGAGAAGCUAUUCGAGGGCCGGAUGAGGGAGAUUGCCUCCAUUCGGCGGAAGAAGAUGGAGAAGAAGCGGCCGUUCGACCCACGGCGGCUGCGUGUGCCGCUGCUCUCCGACAAGGCGCGGCAGACGCUCGCGAAGGAAGUCGUGAAGGCCGAGAAGAAAGUUGGACGCGCGGCACGCGCGGAGGCCGGCGCGGAGGGCGACGCGGACGGUGCCGCCAAAAACCCACCGCCCGGCCGCAAACCCGCGGCGCGGCGGCGCAAGCGGCGGAGCUCCGACGACGACGACGACAGCGACGACGACGGCUUCCUGAGCGACGCCAGCGACGACUGGCGGCCCGACGGCGACGGCGACGGCGACGGGGGCAGGGCGAGCGGCGGGGCGAAGAAGCCGGCGGCGAAGCGGGCGCCGCGGCGGCCGAGGGACACGGGCGCCAAGCGCGCCAAGACGGAGGUGGCGCCGAAGGCCAUCGUCACCGACGACUUUGACAUCGACGACUUUGGCAUUGAGGCCCUCACACGCACGGCGGCGAGGCCCACCGCCGCCAUCGCCACAUCAGCGGCAACGGCGGUUGCACCGCGGCAGGUGAAGGUGCUUGACGAGGACGCGGACGACGAUCUUGUGCUGCUUGGCGUCAGUAACGUGGAGCAGAAGAAGUCGGCUCCCGCGCCAGCGGCAAAGCGGCCGCCCGCACGGCUGCAGAAGCCGCAGGCUUCCAGGAAGCGGCGCCGCGGCAGCAGCAGCAGCGAUGAAGACUCUUUGUCUGACGAGGAGGACGAGGAUGAUGCGGCGUCGAGCGACUCCUCCUCGUAUGACUUCAGUGAUUAA
Messenger RNA from Trypanosoma conorhini, 4302 nucleotides. Its product is annotated as DNA topoisomerase 2. The coding region runs from base 1 to 4302 and encodes 1433 amino acids. Lineage: Eukaryota; Euglenozoa; Kinetoplastea; Trypanosomatida; Trypanosomatidae. Gene Ontology annotation, cellular component: nucleus. The record is from RefSeq and is a predicted model, not a curated record. Gene Ontology annotation, biological process: DNA topological change; resolution of meiotic recombination intermediates; sister chromatid segregation. Gene Ontology annotation, molecular function: DNA binding; DNA topoisomerase type II (double strand cut, ATP-hydrolyzing) activity; ATP binding. The transcript has a single exon.